GGAUCACGUGCCGAUCUGGGCAAUCAUAAGCUGACCCACGAAAAGAACGAGGCCGCCAUGACGGAUUACACGCUCGCGAAGCAACGCCCCUCUAUCGACGUCCGGGAAGAGGGUGGCCUGUUCAAGUGCUCCGAAUGUGGCAGCGUCUUUGAGCAACGGUUCAUGUGCGUGCGGCACAUCUGGAGGCACAAUUUGCAGAAGCCGGAGUUUUUUGUGUGUGGGACGUGUCAGAAGCAAUUCAAUAAGAGGUCCAAUCUGGUGCGGCACGAAGCAAUGCACGAGAGAGAAAAAGCGGAACCUCCGAAGCCGAAGAAACCGCCCAAAUUUCAUUGUGAUAAAUGUCAAAGGCCAUUCUGGAAAAGACACAAUCUCAACAGACACCAGUUGGUGCACGAUAAGGAGGAGGCCAAUUCGAAAGGGCAAACAAUUGAAGCAUAUUUGAAAUCUUGAAACGAUUACUUAUUUCAAACAGUACAUGCAUUCCAGCGUCAAUAAAUGAGUAAACAGUGAAAA
Molecule: messenger RNA, 513 nt
Organism: Culex quinquefasciatus (southern house mosquito)
Lineage: Eukaryota; Metazoa; Arthropoda; Insecta; Diptera; Culicidae
Product: zinc finger protein OZF-like
Exons: 3
Coding region: 58-450 (130 amino acids)
Biological process (GO): regulation of transcription by RNA polymerase II
Molecular function (GO): DNA-binding transcription factor activity, RNA polymerase II-specific; RNA polymerase II cis-regulatory region sequence-specific DNA binding
Source: RefSeq, a predicted model, not a curated record